CUGGGACGUCAGUUAUUAAAACAUUUCUUGUUUAUAAUAUACUUUGAAUCAAUACGGUUCCCACUAGUCGGAACACGGCCAUAGCAACAUACAGAACGUAGCAAUGAGAAACAUAAUUCUUGUCUACAUCGCGAUUUCCUAUGUCCUCGAGUGUAGAGCGCGGCUGCUUGCGAGGACCACGGAAAGAGCCAUCGUCGCCAAGAAUGAUGAUUUCAAAACAGUCUCGAUAACGAAACACUGUCUCCACGACCAUGAAAAACUUCACCGGAAAAGCCGUUCGUAUGUCGAUUAUACCGUCGAUCAAACUAACAACGUUAAAAGGUCCGUCGAGAAAGGGAAAAUACCAUUAGUAAAGAAACCUAUACCGAUGUAUGUAGAAAUUAACUACGAAGACGAUUAUCAGACAAGACAAGUCCGUUGGCCGGAGAAAUAUAGAGAUUCUGGCGAAAACGAAGACGAAGAUUUCAAUGUGGAUGAUUACGAAUUCGACGUCAAUCACGACGAAUUCGCAUCAAGAAGAAAACCUCUAGUACCAAGAAUGAAACCGGAUAAAAAUUACGAAAUGAAAACGUCAAAGAUGGAAACUAAACCAACACCUGCCGAUAUAAAAGGUAACGAAGGUACAAAAACGCCGCAAACUAAGAAUAAACGUGAAAACAAAGAAGAUUUGAGCGAUGAUACGGAUGCGAGUGGCGAAAGAGAGCGAAGAGGUUCUAUUAGAACUGUCAGAUCCCCGUGGGAUAUCGGCAUUUAUAUGGAUAAGUUAGGAGAGAAAACUUCACUGAUAGUAGACAAAGUUCUCAGUAUCCUGCCAAUGUUUCCACAGAUUCCGACAAGGAAAAGCGAUAGAUUGAAAAAAUAAU
Messenger RNA from Papilio polytes (common Mormon), 863 nucleotides. RefSeq lists its product as uncharacterized. The record is from RefSeq and is a predicted model, not a curated record. The transcript is spliced from 2 exons. Bases 104 to 862 code for a protein of 252 amino acids. Lineage: Eukaryota; Metazoa; Arthropoda; Insecta; Lepidoptera; Papilionidae.